AUAAAGACAAAACCCUAAUCUAGCCGCCGAGUGUGUGUGAGAGAUUUCGGAUCUUCUUUACCCUUUCUCCUUCUAUAGCUGAUUUGGUGCUCUUUCGUGACAUAGCUCGCGUCGUCUUCGUGGGCUUUUAACUCGUUAGGCCAAGAAGUCCACGUUGCUUCGAAGAGUCGUUGAGCCGGAUGAGCUUAGUCCAAAAGCACUCUCGGGUCACGCCGAGGAGUCGGCGCUUCGAGCCGUUGAGCCGAGCUGUCGCUAUGUCUUAUACGGGCUGGGCUGUCUAUUCUUCGGGCCUUGAGACAUGGUCAAAUCCGUCCCCUACAGUAAGUCCCUUCCCCCAGUUCAUCUGUGAGUGACGUUCUGUUGAGCCAAUGAAUUUGAAAGGUCAAUGGUUUGGAAGGAUAGACGGUCCGUCGCGAAGACGUGAUGCUCAGUCGAUAUAUCAUGAGACGUCGUCUCGUCUUCUUGAAUUUAGGUGAUUCGAUCAAAUUCCGGUUGAACCGGUUUUCUUUCGGUUAACCCGAUUCUGACCUGAACCGUCGGUUCGAUCUGGGUCGGACCCGGUUAUCGCAGAAAGUCGAAGCGAUGCGUCGGUUUCAUGGGCGACUAGGUAAUCUUUCAAGGCUCAAGUAGGCCCAUGUAGACCCAAUGAUGACGCCUCGGGGGAAUGCUCAGCUUCUCCCCUAUAAAUACUUGCCCACUUCUCGUUUCCUUCAUUCUUCUCUGCGUAUUCAUGUACUUUCUCUCUCCUCUUCUCUACUUCUCUCUCUAGGUUGUUGUUGUAGAAUAGAUAGCAUUAUAUCGUCUGGUGGGAGAUUGUCUCUUUCAUUAAUAAUUCAAAUAUGAUUUUUAGUUCCAGUGAGAUUCAUGUUUAGCUUUUACAAGCACAUAUAAAUUGUUAAUGAAAGUUACUCACUCGUUCUCGACCAUGAAUCAUAAAUUUGAGUAACUCUAAUAAGCUUAUAGUUUUUGAAAUAAAAAAAAAAUUAGAAUUCUUAGAUGAAAUAAGGAUACAAAGAUGUAUAUGUUUAUUUUAAAUGUAUUUUGUACUUGAAAUUGGUUGUUCAUGGUGGUUGGUGUUUUGAUGACAAUGAUAAUGUUGUAAAUAAAUGAAGAAGAUGAUGAUGAAUGAGUAAAAACGCUCAUUUUUGAAAAAAAAAAUAACAUUUUCUUGAAUAACUCGAACUUAUAUGGUAAAUAUGGCAGUUCAAAAAAAGCAUGAAUCAUUUUUAUAUUUGACUUCAAAUUUUGAGUUAUAUUUUAAAACACACAUUUUUUACAAGGUAAUUUCAUCAACGAAUGGGAAGAUUAUGCGAUCUAAUUGUUGAGAUUAACUCUCCAAAUAUCUUCGCAUUUCUCCAUACUUUUCUACAACACUUUUCAACACACUCGAAAAUCAUAAAUCUAAUUAAAACAACAUUUACAUUUUUAUUGGAGUUUUAAAUAUAUAAACUGAAAAAAGUAUUAUCAAAUUGACUAUUAAAACGUUGUUAUUUUGUAAAUAAAAUCUCUUAUAUAUUAAUCGAGAAAUAUUACAACUUCUUUUUGUAGCCACAUGUCAUCAUUAAAAUGAUUCUUAGAAUCACUAGCAAAAUAUUUUGGCCCAUUUAGUUAUAUAAUAAGUUUUUAUUAAAUUAACUAUAGAUUUAUUAUUAAUGUUCUUUAUUAUUUUUUUAAAUAAAAAUUACGGAUUUGUCUAAUGUGGUUAAAAUAUAUAUGUCAAUUAAUGAUUUUAAAUAAUAAAAAUUUGAUAAAAAUUAGUAUAUUUUAUCAUAUUUGUUUAAUUUUAAACUAUUAAAAUAAAUUAAACAAUCACAUUAACCAUAUAAUAAAAAUUUAUAUUUUUAUGUAUAUGCUAUAUUUUGAAGACAUGUUGGUCCAGCUAUCUGAUUUUGAUUAAAGUAAUUAAUAAAGGGCCCAUGAGGCUUCGUGCCUUUAAAGGCCUUCCAAAAGAAAGAAGGAAUCCUUCUAUCUUUCCGUGCACUCUUAUUCGGUUAGAGUGGUAACGUGCGCGUGGUAUUCUAUCGUGCACGCGAAGCAGAGACAAAAGUAGAGAAGAAGAAGACGCCGAGAAGCUAAAUCGGGAGUGGCGCAUUAUAGCAGUCCGCCAUAUCCUUCGGUGUCGCUUCUCCUCUCCGAUUACAUCGGUCUCUUCUCUUCUUCCGAAUCGAUGGCUGCUCCACCGGCUAGGGCCAGAGCCGAUUACGACUAUCUCAUAAAGCUUCUUUUGAUUGGAGAUAGCGGUGUGGGUAAAAGUUGCCUCCUCCUACGUUUCUCGGAUGGCUCAUUCACGACUAGCUUCAUUACCACCAUUGGCAUUGACUUUAAGAUAAGAACCAUUGAGCUUGAUGGCAAACGUAUCAAGCUCCAGAUUUGGGACACUGCUGGUCAAGAACGUUUCCGCACCAUCACCACUGCUUAUUACCGUGGGGCAAUGGGCAUUUUACUAGUGUAUGAUGUCACAGACGAGUCCUCCUUCAACAACAUAAGGAACUGGAUUCGGAAUAUCGAACAGCACGCUUCAGAUAAUGUUAACAAAAUCUUGGUGGGGAACAAGGCUGACAUGGACGAAAGCAAGAGGGCUGUACCAACAGCCAAAGGUCAGGCUCUUGCUGAUGAGUACGGAAUUAAGUUCUUCGAAACUAGUGCCAAGACAAACCUAAACGUGGAAGAAGUUUUCUUCUCCAUUGGCAAGGACAUAAAACAGAGGCUUUCUGACACUGACUCCAGGGCUGAGCCUGCCACGAUCAAGAUAAGCCAAACGGAGGCAUCUGGAGCCGGGCAAGCCACCCAGAAGUCUGCAUGUUGUGGAAGUUAAUAAAAAUUUGAGAUUGAAGUGGAAACUUAAGAUUUCGUGAGGUGCUUGUGUAAUUUUUAUUUCUGUUCCAACAUUCCUGGUUCUUUCUUAAUUGCCUUUCUCUAUUUGUAGGAAGGUUUAAUUGAAACUUGUAUUCUUCUUUUAUUCAUACAAUGUUAUGUUAGUCAUCUAUUAUCUUGCUUGGCUCUUUUAUUUAA
Molecule: messenger RNA, 3012 nt
Organism: Brassica rapa (field mustard)
Lineage: Eukaryota; Viridiplantae; Streptophyta; Magnoliopsida; Brassicales; Brassicaceae
Product: ras-related protein RABE1c
Molecular function (GO): GTPase activity; GTP binding
Source: RefSeq, a predicted model, not a curated record